This is a messenger RNA of Verruconis gallopava, 1966 nucleotides long. RefSeq lists its product as uncharacterized. The coding region runs from base 345 to 1616 and encodes 423 amino acids. The record is from RefSeq and is a predicted model, not a curated record. Gene Ontology annotation, molecular function: monooxygenase activity; FAD binding. The transcript has a single exon. Lineage: Eukaryota; Fungi; Ascomycota; Dothideomycetes; Venturiales; Sympoventuriaceae.
CUUAGAACUCCCAUUCGCCGUUUUGACCAUUGACGCGUAAUUCAUAUCGUAGGAGAGGUCUUCUGGACUCGUAUUCUCCAGGCACCCAUAUGUUCCACGCUGCUGAGAGGAUUUACCUGUUCUUGAACUUACCACAAAGAAAUGAUAAAAGGCAACAAAUCGACACAUUGUUUAAUCUUCAUAAAUUCUAGAACCUGUUCUCCAAAGAUCAGAAUCCUACGAGCCUGUUGCCUCAGGUAUUUUGGACUGUCAUUUUUAUUUUCCUCACAUUUUCAUUCUGCUUUCGCUUGAGGACGGAUGCGUUUGUAGCAAAGUGAAAAAGCGGAUAUCACAAGCCUACAAAAAUGGAACAGCAACGUCAUUUUCUUUCCGGCAAGACAAUUGUAGUGGCCGGAGCGGGGGUGGCCGGACUGUCAUUUGCUAUCGCCCUCAGAAAACUCUGGAAUGAAGAGACCUUCGGCCCAUCGCCGAUUUUACGGGUUUUUGAACGAGACACGGAGGAGGUUGCGAUUGGAAGGGAGGGGUUUUCGUUGAGUCUUCGAAGCGACAAUGGCGCGGAAGGGCUUCAGACUCUGAAGAAACUGGGAAUCCUAGACGAUAUGAUAAAGGUUUCCAUUACCGGUCUCGAACACAAGGGCUCCUUUACCUUAUGGGACAGAGGUUGGAAUAUCAUUAUGAAAGUCAGCCCACGGCUCCCUCAAGGGCUUCCGGUCGGUUCGAUGCGGAUCGCGAGGGACAAGAUGCGAAAAGUUCUCGUAGACGGUUUUGUUCGCCAGGCAGGUGGCCCAGACAGAAUUGAAUGGGAAAGAUGGUGCGUAGGCGUCACAAACGAACAAUCUGGACAGUUAGUAGUGGAAAUAAACGAUGGCGAAAGGGUUGGCUGUGAUCUUCUGAUCGUGGCAGACGGCGCAAGCUCCAAGAUAAGGACUUUGCUUCGACCGAACGACAAAUUACACUUCGCGGGCGUAUCGGCUAUCGCGGGGGUCUCAGCCUGGGAGCAUGAACCACCGGAGCCUAUUGACCAAGACUGGGGCAUGGUGAUCUCAGGAACCGGCACGGCACUAUUCGCGUCUCCAGUGGACAACCGACGAGCUGUCUGGAGCCUGAGCUGGAGGGAAUCUCAGCCCAGGAGAGCGGUCAAGUUCCCAAAGGAGCAAUCUGAAAUUGAUGCAAUCUUACGGGAGGCAAAGGAGAAGGGUUCAUGGCUGCCGCCUCUAUGGGAAGAUAUCUUGCAACAUACGGACACCCAAACCCUCUGGCUCAUGAAUGCGAUGGACAAACCGGCAUUCGACCAUACAGCGGCAGAUCAUGGAGACCGAGUGAUCUUCAUCGGGGACGCGAACCACGCGGUGAGCCCCUUCGCCGGGGCGGGUGCGAACUUAGCUUUGAUGGACGGCCUCGACCUGGCAAGCUCGCUGCUCGGCACGCAGAACGUUCAAGAAGCAGCCCACGAUUUCGACGGUAAAGCUCUUCCCCGGGCUAAGCGCAUCCUACGCAUGAGCCACUUCACCAUUAACGUCGCGCACGCCAAGGGGUGGAUGUCGCUGGUGUAUCUGUGGAUGCUGAAAUUGCUCUACUGGCUGUUCAUGAAGAAGCACGUCGAGAUGCGAACUUAAAUCGCACGCGCUUGGGCCCAAAAUCGUCCGCAUGUGACUCCAUGCUUUCCGCUCGUUCAUGUUCACUCCACUCAUGAAAGCCACGAGUUUGUAUCAUAGCUCGCACCUGUACGCAGUCAGACAAUCCAAUCCGCCAAGUCUCUCAUGCCAGAUGCGAAAGCCUGAGCGUGCCACGUCACUGCAGGCUUUGCAUCCUCCAGAGCAACUUCAACGCUUACGACCCUGCCAAACACGGAAUUCGGCGUGGGAGGUUUGAGUAUUCGUUGCAGCACGCGAAGGGCGAAGGUUUCACAACAGAGCGUGAGCGAGAUGCGGACAUGAUUUGGCAAAGACGCUGGGAAAAAAAGGCA